Molecule: messenger RNA, 4894 nt
Organism: Sciurus carolinensis (gray squirrel)
Lineage: Eukaryota; Metazoa; Chordata; Mammalia; Rodentia; Sciuridae
Gene: Cfap251
Product: cilia and flagella associated protein 251
Exons: 22
Coding region: 146-4024 (1292 amino acids)
Cellular component (GO): sperm flagellum
Molecular function (GO): protein binding
Source: RefSeq, a predicted model, not a curated record
GAUGGAGCUUGGGUGGCAACCGUAACUAGGGAGCUGGUAAAGAAGGUGCCUGGUGGCCGCUGAAAGUUCAAAAACCCGCUGAGGGCCCCAGGCGGCAGGAGGACCCCGGUUUUUUGAGGAGCCAGAGGAAACUCUACAGAGAAGAAUGUCAGACGCAGAAGAAAAUGUCUUGGAAGAAACAGAAGAAAGUGGAGAAACAGAAGUGGAAGAAGAAGAAUACAAUUCAAAUUAUAAAGAAGUAGAAAAUAUGCAGCAAAAAUUAAAAGAUGACACCUUAGUACAGAGAGAAUCUCAGGAGGAGGAAGAGGAGGAAGAGGAGGAGAAGGAAGUGGAAGAGAUAGAGGAGGAGGAGGAGGAAGGAGAAGAGCUAGAGGAGGAAGAGGAAGGGGAAGAGCUAGAGGAGGAGGAGGAAGGAGAAGAGCUAGAGGAGGAAGAGGAAGGGGAAGAGCUAGAGGAGGAGGAGGAAGGAGAAGAGCUAGAAGAGGAGGAAGGGGAAGAGCUAGAAGAGGAGGAAGGGGAAGAGCUAGAAGAGGAGGAAGGGGAAGAGCUAGAGGAGGAGGAGGAGGAGGAGGAGGAAGGGGAACAGUUAGAGGAGGAGGAAGAGGAAGAAAUGGAAGAGGUAGAGGAGGAGGAAGAGGAAGAAAAGGAGGAGGAGGAAAGGGAUAAGGAGAAGGAACAGAGAAAAGAAACCAAAGAGGAGAAGGGCGAUAAAGGGGAGGAAGAGGAAGAAGAGGGGGAAGACCAGGAUGAGGAAGAGGAAGAGGAGGAGGUGGAAGAGGAAGAGCCUGUCAUAAAAGAAACUGAGGACAAGUUUGGAAAAACUGAAGAAGAGGCUGCAAGAGUCCAGAAGGAAGUCAUAGUGCUGCCCCAAGACAUGUCCAUAAUCACUUCGGAGAAAGAUCUUUCUAGUUCUCGGUCGUCUAUUUCAGGAACUAUCCUGGAAACCCAGGGAGAUAAGUCUUCAUUACAAUCAGACAAUUCUGAAACAAAUGAGCUUUUUAAAAAACUCAGCUCACGGUAUGCAUUUCUGGAUUUGGAGCAAAUUGGUACUGAGAUUAAUCAGCCGGAUUGGCAGUUCCCAGAAGAGCUUGAGGAGGAACCUGGAGAGGCUUCCCAAGACACAGUAGAAGAAAAAGGAGACUUGACACCAAAACAGGUAGCCACAGAAGCAGAACGGGAUGGAAGGACACAUGUAAAGAGAGUGUCAUAUGGCCUUAGUGACAAAAAAGAAAAAGAAUUCCAGUUCAAAGAAGGAGUCUCCAAGGAGUCGCUGGUGUCCACCAGCACAGAGGACUCCUUGUUUCAAAAGGAUGAGAGCUCCUCCGUCUACCCCUUGACCUUGACCUGGUCAUUUGGAUGGAACAGCUCCCUCCCUGUCUUCUACAUUCGAGACAAGACCCAGAGAGUCCUUCUGUACGUGUGUGCUCACACUGCGGUCAUCUAUAACCUCUUCAGGAACAGCCAGCACCACCUACAGGGCCACCCCAACGUCAUCUCCUGCCUUUGCGUCAGUGAAGACCGGCGGUGGAUCGCCACAGCGGACAAAGGGCCAGACUGCCUGAUAAUCAUAUGGGACUCGUUCACAGGGAUUCCUGUGCACACCAUAUUUGACAGCUGUCCAGAAGGUAACGGCAUUAGGGCCAUAGCCAUGACCCGUGACGCCAAGUAUCUGGCAACCAUCUCAGACGCUGAAGUCCAGAAAGUGUGCAUCUGGAAGUGGACUUUGGCAGUGGAGACGCCCGCGUGCACCCUCAGUCUCCCCAAGGACUAUGGUUUCCAGAACUACCUUACUUUUAAUCCAACAAAUAAUAAAGAAUUGGUGAGCAAUAGUAAAACACAGGCAAUAUAUUAUUCAUGGUGUGAAGAGAAAAAUAUACUUGUUCACAGUGCCCCACUUUUAACAGAAAAAACAUUCAACAAGCUUGUGGGAAAAUUUAGCCAGUCCGUCUUUCACUUGAAUCUAACACAAAUACUCUCGGCGACGAUGGAAGGGAAGCUGGUUGUGUGGGAUGUACACCGCCCCCCGGAGUCUUCCUCCACCCUCUUUGGCUUUGCCUAUAUCAAGCCCUGUAAACUGGUUCAUCUGCAAAGGGAGGGCAUCACCGUGCUCACCACAGUUGAUGGCUACCUUGUCACAGGUGACAUUAGGGGUAACAUUAAAUUCUAUGACCACACGCUGUCCAUUGUUAACUGGUACAGUCACUUCAAACUGAGUUGCAUAAGAAGUCUGUCCUUUUCAAUUACUCCAGCAAGUUCUACUGAAGAAUCAAACUUCCCCCCAGACUGCACUUUAAAAGGUGACCUUUUCGUUGUCAGGAAUUUUAUCAUUGGAACAUCUGAUGCCUCGGUGUACCACGUAACAACAGAUGGCACCAAACUUGAGAAGUUAUUCAUAGAGCCCAAGGACGCCAUUUGUGCCAUCUCCUGCCACCCAUACCAGCCUCUCAUCGCCAUUGGGAGUUUCUGUGGGAUGAUUAAAGUGUGGGAUUAUGAAAAGAAGAAGUAUCUUUUCAGCAGGAUCUUUGAGAAAGGGCUUGGAGUCCAGAGUCUGACCUACAACCCUGAAGGAGCCCUGAUUGGAGCUGGCUUCACAGAGGGGACAGUUUAUAUUCUUGACGCAAUGUCCUUGGGAAACGAAACCCCAGAGCCUUUCAAGUAUUCCAGAACCAGCGUGACUCAUGUAAGCUUCUCCCACGACUCCCAGUAUAUGGCGACUGCUGAUAUAAAGUUUACUGUGGCUGUGUACAUGGUGGUAGUUAAAAAUGGACAAAGGGUCUGGGAAUAUUUAGCAAGACUUCGCUCUCAUCGCAAAUGCAUCCAAAGCCUCCUGUUUGGGGUUCACCUGGACAGCAAUGAGCCUAGGCUGCUGAGCCUGGGGACAGACAGGCUCUUGAUAGAGUAUAAUCUCCUCAAGAGCCACAAAGACAACCUGGAAGUCCUGGACAUUCACCGAACUGACCAGGGCAACUACCCCACCUGUAUGGUCUGGUACCCACCACUCGUCAGGGAGCUCUUCUUGCUUAUUUGCAACAGUGGCUACAAAAUGAAACUUUUUAAUUCGACCACCAAAAUGUGCAGAAAGACACUUCUUGGGCCAACUUACGGUUCCCCGAUCAAGCAGACCCAGGUCCUCCCGGUGAAAACCACCCUAGAUCUACAGAGGCGCUAUCUGGUGUUCAUUAACAAAAACAAGGUUGGACUUCAGAUCUUGCCAGUUGAUGGCAAUCCACACAAGACCUGCGCUAUUGUGUGCCACCCAGAUGGGGUGGCCGGGAUGACUCUUUCCUAUGAUGGCAGCUAUGCCUUCACAGCAGGAGGACGGGACCGCUCAGUAGUGCAGUGGAAAAUCAACUUAAGUGCCCUGGAGGCUGCGGUUUCUCUUGGGGGUGAAGACUUGACCCCGUUCUACGGUCUGGUGUCUGGUGGCAGGGAAGGAAAAUUCUACAGGGAGCUGGAAGACUAUUUUUACUACUCUCAGCUCCGCAGUCAAGGUAUUGAUACAAUGGAGACCAGGAAGGUGUCGGAACACAUCUGCCUGUCGGAGCUUCCUUAUGUCAUGAGAGCAAUUGGCUUUUACCCAUCCGAAGAGAAGAUUGAUGACAUGUUUAAUGAAAUCAAAUUUAGCGAAUAUGUGGACACUGGACAGCUACUUGACAAGAUCAACCUACCAGAUUUCUUCAAAGUUUACCUUAAUCACAGGCCCCCUUUCGGCAACACCUUGAAUGGCAUCCAGGAGAGCUUUAAAGUUCUUGGUUAUACCAAUUCCAAAGGGCAGAAGGCUAUUCAGAGAGAAGAUUUCCUGAAACUGCUCCUAACUAAAGGUGAGCACAUGACUGAAGAGGAGAUGCACGACUGCUUUGCCACGCUGUUUGGCCUGAAUCCUGAGGGGUGGAAAUCAGAGCCCGCGGCCUCCUCCGUCAGAGGCUCAGAAAUCUGCCUCGAAGAAGAACUACCAGACGAAAUCACUGCAGAAAUAUUCGCGACUGAAAUUCUUGGCCUAAGCAUUGCAGAGGAUUCUGGAUGAUGUGGUCAGUGAGGCUGUGAGGACCGUUUGAAGCACAAUGGACUUGGCGUGUUUUCUAAGAGGCGUUGCUUUUUCUGCGUUUGUUUCCCUACCCCCACUGCAGUCUUCAGAACAUUUAGACAUUAAAAGAAAAUUUCUGUUAAGCUUUGGAAUUCGCAAAGUUGGACAUUCCACUGUUUCUGAAAUAGAAAAGUGGGUGGAGGCAAGAACAGCCCUGGCAGCUGGGCGUCAAUGGCGGCUGGACACCAGGACUGUCUCCACGCCUCAUCCGAGGCAGUUCAGCCUGAGGGGGUUUGCACAGGAUAAGGUGGGUCUCGCCCAGCAACGGGCCUUCCUGUUGACACGGGUGGUCCAGGGAAUUGAUAGUCAGUGGCCCUAUUGCCUCAGCCUGCAGUGCCCCUGGACCCUUGGCUUCAUGUGGCCCAGUACGGAUUGGCUCUGCCUGUGGUGAAGCUAGGGAGGGGUGCUCCCGAGAGCCACCCAUGAUGGCUUUUUCUCAGCAAAACCCCCAAGCAGUUGUGUGUGGCCGUUAUGAUGAGCACCACUGGCCAUGCUUAACCACGGUGGCAACUGCCAGAGGGAAUACAGAAGCAGCCGGAGCCCUGUGUGCGGCACCUGGGCCAGAGCCAUGUGCAGCCCCAGCUGCUGCCACCAGCACCUUCCCUUGCACUGCAUAUAACUAGCAUGGUCGUGGGCGCUUCACCACCUCACACUCUGCUCGGCUUCAGAACACACAGUGGCAAAAGCAGGGGCCAGUUCCCCAACUCAAGGACACUUAGGGACAUUAUCACUAAGUUUACAGUAGUAUUUCGGCCUUGAAAAUAGCAGAGCAUCAGAGUGUAAGCAGAUGAAGGUUAUGUUCUGAUUUUA